Cucurbita moschata (crookneck pumpkin) is the source of this 1011-nucleotide messenger RNA. Its product is annotated as basic leucine zipper 43-like. The record is from RefSeq and is a predicted model, not a curated record. Gene Ontology annotation, molecular function: DNA-binding transcription factor activity. Bases 234 to 725 code for a protein of 163 amino acids. Gene Ontology annotation, biological process: regulation of DNA-templated transcription. The transcript has a single exon. NCBI's taxonomy places the organism in Eukaryota, Viridiplantae, Streptophyta, Magnoliopsida, Cucurbitales, Cucurbitaceae.
CCAUGUAAACCAACACCAUCUGAAUUUGUUUAUGCAUACAUGAAGAUUGCAGAACAUAGACAUAAUCUGCAUGGUCCAAGUUUUUAAGAAACUUGCUGAUGGUGGUGGGGACACUUCAAGCUUUUUCAAUCCUAUAAAUGUAAACUCUCUAUCAAAAACCAACCCAAGUUCCACUUGAAACAUCCUUUUCCCUUCCAAGAGCCUGCCUGCAAGUGUUCAAAAACAUUUUGGGCAUGCAGCCUGGUGAAAUUGAGAGUCUCCACUAUCUUCUUUCAUCCGCCCCAUCUCUACAUUCUUCUCAAUUUAACAUGUCCCAGGACAGAACAAACAGGGUGCAUCUCAAUCAGUUUUCUAAUCCCUAUACAAAAUUUCAAUAUCCUUAUCAAGUGCAAGAUAUGAAUCCACCACCCUUAAGCAGUAACUCAACUUCUGAUGAAGCAGAAGACCAACAACUAAGCCUCAUCAAUGAGAGGAAACAGAGGAGGAUGAUAUCUAAUAGAGAGUCCGCACGCCGGUCACGAAUGCGCAAGCAGAAACAUUUGGAUGAGCUGUGUUCUCAGGUCCUUUGGCUUCGGAAUGAAAACCACCAGCUAAUAGACAAGUUGAACCAAGUCUCCGAGUGUCACGAUCGGGCUCUACAGGAGAAUGCUCAGCUUAAGGAGGAAGCAUCUGAACUUCGUCAAAUGCUCAGGGACUUCCAACUCCAUAAUCCAUACCUACCAUGAAGAGAUCUCCUCCAAGUGGUUACCUGCAGAAAAGCUAUUAGUUUCAAUCUUGCAAGGCUGAGCUAGAGGCAAAGUUUUUGAUCGUUCUUUGCCAAUAAUGGUCCUCUUUAAUCUUUAUGUAGAUGCUACCUACCUCUGAAGUUGUACGAAACUUUAGAAAAAUAAAAGGUACUUAUUUAGCCUUCCCAAUGAAUUCCUUCAUCUGUGAUCAUAAAAUCUCUCCCAAAACAAUCUUUAGGUUUUCAUUUCAUCGAUAGUUCAACUAAUAUGCAUAUCUAUUCUUGUU